UAUAAGUUCAUUUAAUUGGCGACACUAGCAUAAUAUAAAAAAAAAUAGGAUUUGUUUUUGUUUUUUCCCCUUUUUUAAGUCGAUUCUUUAUUUCUUUUUAUUUUAUCAUGACAGUAUCAAGACUUUCUUCGCUUGAAUCAGCAGGCGUAAAAUCUUCUUCUAGUACAACAUCAUCCACUGCUACCAUUAAAAAGACACCUGUAAAAAAGCCCACGGUUGCACCGGUUUCAACAAGAAAUGUUCGAUCCUCAAAUACACCCGCUGCCUCUCCUAUUGCAACAACUCGACCCACCAAAACACCUCUUCGUAAUAGCAGUAAACAGCUGACGACAAAUAAACCACCAAGCCGAACGGUCAAUACAAAACCCGCUGUCACUGCAAAGCCUGUAACUCCUGUACCCAAGUCUGUAACGAGCUCUCCCAGGCAGCUAUCUUCCACACUAACUAAAAAGAGACCAACGGCACCGGCAGUCAUCAGUACAGCAAGAAGUGCUAGUCGAGCCUCAAAUCCAUCUCGUGCAUCUACGCCAAACUCUAAUUCAUCAACAAUCAACAAGAAAAAAACAGUCGCUCCAUCAGUAUCUACGGAUAAAUUGGCGAUCCAAGAAUUAAAUGACAAGAACAAGCAUUUACAAACUGCACUGUCUCAAAACGAAGAGCUGCUGGCAGAAAAAGAAGACGAUUUGAAGAAACUGAAAACAAAGUUAGAGGAAUUGGAACUUGAAAUUGAAGAAAAUAAGGCACAAUUAUUGAAGCAACAAGAAGCCGAUGUCGUCAUCACAGAGAUCAAAACCGUAGAUAAUGGGCCUUUGUUACUGUUGGAGGAGAAGAUCCAGUUACUCGAAGCCCAGUCAAACGAUUUAAAACAAUCCUUCAAUCUUGAAAGAGCCGCAUUGAUACAGCAACAUGAAGUAACAUUAAGCCAACAGCAGGAUAUGGCGGAGGCCAAAAAUCGUGAGAAUAUGCAAAAAUUACGAGAGAAAUUGGAGCAAGAAAAGUCGAUUUUAAAUACAAAAGUUAUGGAUAAAGAAAGGGAUAUUAUGAAGCUAAAGAAGGAUAUGGAUGAAAUGCGUGAUAAUAUACGGGACAUGCACCAAUCGCAUCAAACACGACUCACUAGCUUAACAAAUCAAUUAAAUCAGCAAUACGCCCAAGGCAUGGAUCAAUUAAAAUCUGACUACGAAGACCGUUUAAAAAUGGCUUCAAAAAGUGAUCACAACCAAGAAUUUUCAGCAGAGAUUGAAGAGAAAAAAAAGGAACUCGAAUUAUUGGAGUUCAAAUUGAACAGUCAUAUUGAAAAAUCACGCAAAGAAGCCCAAGAGCUGGUCGAAACAAUUGAUUCCUUAAAAUCAAGUCAUGGGGCAGAAAUAGAAAGACUGAGAAACACAAGUGCCGAUAAUGAGGUGACCCACAAGGCCGAAUUGAACCAAUACAUAACACUCUUAGAAAACGCAAAAGCAGAAAAUGCACGUAUCGAACAAGAACGAUGCAAAGAAAGGACCGACAAAAUAGAGAUUUCUUCGCUUAAACAAGAGCAUUCUGACAUACUAAAUGAUCUAAAGGAAUCAUAUGAGGCCGGAACAAAAGAUAUCAUCACUAGGCUCGAAGAAGAUCAUGCAGCACAUUUAAAGUCUAAAGAGGAACAAGUGCUUGCGCAGAUUGAAAUGAUUGAACAAUCUCGGCAAACACAAAUCAACGACUUGCGAGAUUCACAUCAAACACAGAUACUUGAAUUAAGUAACAAGAUUUUUAUACUUCAGGGGGAAAAUACAUCGUUAAAGAGUGAACUGCAAAACCUGAGAGAACAGGCUAGUCUAGACCUAGAGGAGAGCAAAUCAAGAUGUGACGAUUUAAACAAAGUGCUGGCCAAUGCUGAGCUAAAGAUGACACAGGACCAGUUGCAGAAAGAGGCGGAGUUUAAGCUUGCCCUUACACAGCUUGAGGAAGAGCACGCGUUAUUUAUUAAAGACAUGAAAGAACAGCAUACCCAGACGGUCGAUGAUCUCAAAUCCAACCACCAGAAAGAAUUACAAUUAGCGGACUCUCGUAUGCAAAGUACCCGGGUAAAAUCAGAGGCUUUACUUACCCAAGCCUAUGAAUCCAAAGUGCAAAAGUUACGGGAUAGUGAAAAGUCAUUAAAAGAUGAUUUAUUCAAAACAACAAAUCAGUUGCAAAACUAUCGCUUGGAAAUAGAGUUGAAACAUGCAGAAAAGUUAAAAUUGUCGGCCCUGGAAUUGUCACAAAAGUACGAUUCACUAAGAAAUGAGCUAGAGACACAGUUCCACGAAAAACUGGAGGCAGAUAAACUUGUACAUCUUAAAGAAAUAGACGAAUUAAAGCAUAGUAUAAAUACACUGACAUUAGAAUUAAAGAGUUGCAAUGACAGAUUUAAGCGAUCAUCACAAGAGCUAAAUAAAUCAAUCCUCAAUGAAAAUCUUUCUAAAAAAGAAUUAGCGUAUUUGCACUCUGAAAUUGACGACUUGAAUGAAAACAGAAGACAAAAUGAAAGCAAAGAAUUGAAAUCUACAAAGGCGUUCUUUGAAAAUCUUUUAGCGGCAAAAGAGAGAGAAUUGAGAGAAGUGAAAGAUCAGCAAAACAAGCCUAAAGCAAAUGAUGAAACUACGCAAAUCAAAUUACAAGUUAUAAUUGAACAACAUCAAAAAGAAUUGAACAUUUUGCAAAACCAAUUCCAGACAUUAUUGGAUAUGAAGGACAAGGAGCUAAAUGAUCUUUCUUACAAAAUGAAGUCUAAAAGGGGAUCAUCGACGGAGACUUCCCGAGAGAGUAAGAAAUUAGAGCAGGAUCUAAGAAACCAGCUCUAUACGCUGGAAGAGGAUAUAAAAUCAAAGUCACUUGAAAUGCGUUGGUUGGAAUCUGAUAGCGAGCAAAAUGAGACAAAAUUGAAGGAACAAGGAAUAUUAAUUCAUAACCUGCAAUUAAGUAACAGUAAACUUGAAAAUUCCAUUCAACAAUUCAAAGAUGAAAACGAUCAAAUGUUGAGGUUGAUUCAUCAAUUACAAGGUGAAAUCCACCAAUUUUAAUAUAUUCUUUUUGAAGCGCCGUUUUUCACUAUUUGAUGUUUGGGAAUAGGUACGGGUUGUGUAUCACCUAUUAAUACUCCUUUGUCUUUUUAGUUUUUAAUUUUUUUCUUCUUCUUCUUCUUUCCUUUUUGUCUU
Molecule: messenger RNA, 3176 nt
Organism: Mucor mucedo
Lineage: Eukaryota; Fungi; Mucoromycota; Mucoromycetes; Mucorales; Mucoraceae
Exons: 15
Coding region: 108-3041 (977 amino acids)
Source: RefSeq, a predicted model, not a curated record